Closterium sp. Yama58-4 is the source of this 3759-nucleotide messenger RNA. The record is from the annotation of a GenBank genome assembly. NCBI's taxonomy places the organism in Eukaryota, Viridiplantae, Streptophyta, Zygnematophyceae, Desmidiales, Closteriaceae.
AUGGCUCCGCUCACCCGCGCCACUGCGCUGCCCGCGCAACCACCCGCCGCAUCACAUCCAGACGAUUCUUCCGCCAACCCAGCGGCGGAGCGCAGCGGCAUGCACACUGCCCCUCGAUUCGUUCCGCUCGCAGCCCUCUCCGCGCGCCCCUUCCCCUCCCCCCUUGUCGGCGGAUCCACGCCCGCCAAGCCCGGGGGGCCGUUGCGGCUGGUGCUGCCGGCGGGAAUUGGACGAGCAGCGACCGCCAGCCGGGCGCAGGAGCAUCCGGGGGAGCGGCAGGGGGAACAGCCGCGCGAGGAGGCGCUCAGGGGAGCCUCCCCAGCCAGCAGCGCGCGCCCACUUGUCUCCGCCACGUCGGGGGCACAUGGCGCGGCUUCCAGGGGAACAAAAGCGCGGGGAGGGGCGGCGGAAAUGGGUACCGGGGGAGAGAAUGCGUGGGAUCGCGGGGGAGCCGGCAAGGAGGGGGAGGCGGACAGCUGUGGCGAGGGGGCGGAGAGUAUGGGGAAGGCUGGGAACGAGAGGAGAGGCGGCAGCAGCAGCGAGGCGAGCGGAGGGCUGACAGGGGAGCAGGAUAGGGGGAGCAGGGGGGGCGAGGAAGCGGAGGAGGACGGGGAGAAGGAGCAGAGGAGGCGGAGUGGCGGAGGGCGGAGGGGAGCAUCGGUGGUGAACAGGGGGGCGUGGACGGCGGAGGAGGAUGAGCGGCUGGCGGCGCUGGUGGCGGUGCACGGGGCGAAAAACUGGAGCGUCAUCGCUGCUGGUAUCCCUGGCAGGCCGGGGAAGAGCUGCCGACUCAGGUGGUGCAACCAGCUGGACCCGGCGUUGAGGCGAGGCCAGUUCACGGUGGAGGAGGAUGCGCGCAUCAUCACAGCGCACGCCAUCCACGGCAACAAGUGGGCCCUCAUCGCCAAGAACCUUCCCGGACGCACGGACAACGCCAUAAAGAACUAUUGGAACUCCGCCAUGCGCCGCAAGUACCCUCUCCUGCGCGGCCUCUCCACGCCCCCUCAAGGCCCCCCACACUCCGCCCAGGCCCACUCCGCACAGUCCCACUCCGCCUCGCCCUCCCACCCUGCACCAGCGCAGCCCCAGCCCUCCCACGCGCCCGCCCUCCCCUCUGGCAACCAGCAGGGGGGAGAGGAGGGCGCGUACGAGCGGGCAGUGCGGUUUGUGGCGGGCGUGCAGGCGAGGGGCGUGGCGGCGCUGGUGGAGGAGGUGGAAAGAGUCAGGGAGGAGGGCGUGGGGCGCAUCCGCAAGAUCCUGGAAGGUUCGCCCCUGGGUGAUGCGGCGCUGCUGCAGGCGGUGGAGAGGGAGUGGCGCGAGAGAGAGGCGCGCGGGCGAGGGGGGGAAGGGGGAGAGGGGGAGGGGGAAGGGGGAGACGAGGAAGGAAUGGCGAGUGGGGAAGGGGAGGGGAAAGAAGGGGAGGGCGUGGGGGAGGCAGGAGAGGGAGCAAGGGCGAAGGAUGGUCAAAUUUUUGAUGAGGACGCGGGAAUUAUGGAGAGGGAGGUGGGUGUAAGCGAGGGAGACGAGAGGGAAGAAGGAAUGGCCGAGGAGAGCGAGGAGUGGGGGGAUGGAGAGCAGCAGACGGUGCAGGGAGCAGGGGAAUGGGAGACAGUGCAGGGGGAGGCGAGGGUAGGGGGGUGGAGGGCGAGUGAGGCGAUAGAGGGGGGGAGAGGAGUGAAGCAGGAAGUAGAGGAGGGGGUGGAUGGCAUAGAAGAUUAUAGAGGGAUGGAAGAGGAGGGUGGAUUGUGUGCUCCGGAGCUACACGCCUCAACAGCAUGUGCUCUCCCUCCGCCCCUGGCACAGUGUGACGUCGUGCCUUUUGCCAGCCAGACUGCCGCCAACAUCAGCCAUGCGACCCAUGCGACGAGGGCGAGUGGUGGCAGUGACAGCACGCACGCUGGGGGCGUGCCUGUGGAGGCUCAUGAUGCGGAUGACUUAGUUCCACACAGUGCGGGUGGGAGCAGCAGCAGGAAAAGGCGGUAUGAGGCCUGCUGUGCGGAUCAUGUGGGCGCUCGUGCUGCCCACGGUGCUGCUGCUACUGGCGGUGGUGGUGGUGCUGCUGCCACGAGUCAGCACAGCGCCCUCACCUGCCACUUUGACCGCCGCCCUCGCUUCCGAGUGUCACCCACUGCCCUCCCUGUCACCUCGUCUGUGCCUGCACCCACUGCUGCUUCGCCUCCACUGCUGCCGCCUCCCACCCUUCCCACCACCACCCCUACUGUUACCACCUCCUCCCUCCCUCUCUCACACACCUCUCAAGGCGCCACCCAGCAGACACACACACCGUCACCAUCACCAUCCUCCCCACCACUCACUCCCUCUUGCCCUCCCUCCCUCACUCACCCCCACCACCACCAUUCCCUCGCCCCUCCACAUCUCUCCUCGCGCUUUUCAUUCGCCACUCUCCCCUCCGGCCUCUCCCACUCCUCUCUCCUCCCUGCCACCCACACUCCCUCCCUUCUCCAGCCCUCCCAACCAUCCAAUCCUCCCACACCCCUUACUGCCCAGCCACUCCCGCUUGACCGAGCCUCAGGUCCUGGUUCGGGUGAAAGCGGCCUGGUAGGUGCAGGACAGGCGGCAGCAAAACAUGGUGGCGGUGGCAUGAGGGGCGGUGGAGGAGGGGACGGGAGCAUGAGGGGGGUGGGUUUGGGGGCAUUUCAGCUGGGGAAGGUGUUUACUGCAGUGCAGGUGACAGGGGGCGAUGAGAGCUUGUGCACGCACAGGGGGUGUGAGGCCGAUGAACAGUGUAAGGCAGCCGCGAGACAAGGGGAGAGGCAGGGACAAGAAUGGGAAAAGGAAGGAGGCUGUGCAGGAGAGAGAAUUGAGAUUUCGGAGGUUACGGAGGAGGAAAGCAGAGGGCAGCAGGGGAUGGAAGUCUGUGGGUCAGAGAAAGAGAAGACCCUGUGCCCACACGGAAUAGAUAAAACCAACUCACAGCCCUUGCAGCACAGUCUGCACCCAGACACAUGCCUUGUUGGUGCAGUCCCACAGCCAAUGCAAGACUGCCACGUGGCAGGGCAGGGGCAGUGUGGGGCACGCGUGCGGCGGCACGUGCAUCGAGUAUUGGCGUCGGCAUGUGGGGUGGCCCGGCUGCUGCUGGAGGAGCUGCAAUGGCGGCACGGAAUGGUGGAGGGGCGAGCCGACGAGGAGGACGUGGAGGAGCGGUGGGGGAACGUAAGAGGAGAAGGUGGUGAGGGGCCACAGGUGGUAGAUCCGGUGGGGGAUGUGCGUUGUUGCAGUGAUGAGCGGUGCUGCUCGGUGAGCAGUGGUGCUGAGGGUGCAGCUGAGGGCAUGGCAUGCCGGCAUGUGCUGGAUGCCAUGUUGGCUGGCUCACCACGCUGUGCCUCACGCUGCUCGCCUCCUUCCUGGCCUGCGACCUGCUGCUCCUCCUCGCCUCCUCCCUCCAAGAUGACCCCGCCCAACCCGACUCGUCCCCCGCAAACCAGUCCCAAGCAAGCACUGCUGGGGGGGGGAGCCUGGGGUAGGGGUGGAGGGAGCGGUAGGGGAGGGGGGGAAGCGGGGUUGGCAGGGGGAGGGGGGGCCGGGGGAGAGGCGAGUGGGGGCGGGGAGAUAGAGCGCAUAGUGCGGUGCAGCAACCACUACGAGGUGCUUCGCCUGGCGCCCUUCUGUGCGGCUGUGGACGAGAGCGCCCUGAAGAAGGAGUACCGCCGCAUGGCAAUGCUAGUGCAUCCGGACAAGCAUGGGGGGGACGAGAAGAAUGCCAUAGUGGCUUUUCAACGCCUGCAGAGCGCAUACGAG